Molecule: messenger RNA, 1983 nt
Organism: Penicillium canariense
Lineage: Eukaryota; Fungi; Ascomycota; Eurotiomycetes; Eurotiales; Aspergillaceae
Product: DNA-directed DNA polymerase eta
Exons: 1
Coding region: 1-1983 (660 amino acids)
Biological process (GO): response to radiation; error-prone translesion synthesis
Cellular component (GO): nucleus; replication fork; site of double-strand break
Molecular function (GO): damaged DNA binding; DNA-directed DNA polymerase activity
Source: RefSeq, a predicted model, not a curated record
AUGUCGUCUGAAGACCCGCUCAACGCGUCGCCCAACGAUGCCGUGAAACGCUCCCGCUACACCCAUCGCCAGCUCCACCUGCUGCGCCAGGGCUCGACGGCCACCCCGCUCCGCGCGAUUGCGCAUAUCGAUCUCGAUGCCUUCUAUGCCCAAUGCGAAAUGGUGCGCCUGGGGUUGCCCCGCGAUACACCGCUCGCUGUGCGCCAGUGGGAGUCCCUGAUCGCCGUCAAUUACGCCGCGCGGCCGUUUGGGAUCACCCGGAUGAUAACGGCGGCCGAGGCCCGCAAAGCAUGUCCCAAUAUUGUGCUGCAGCACGUUGCGACAUUCAGAGAGGGAGAGGGUGGGCGAUGGGCGUAUCGCGAUGACUCGUUUAAGAAUAUUAAGACUGAUAAGGUGUCUCUCGACCCAUACCGGGCGGAGUCGAGGAAAAUCCUCAAGACGAUAAAGGAUGAAUUGGACCGGUGGUGCACGAAUGAGCCGGAUGGAGAGGCUCACUGCUUCACCCAGGGGCUGUCUGCUGGCCUGGAAAAGGCCAGUAUAGACGAAGUCUUCAUCGAUCUAUCACCCCUCGUCUAUAGCGUCUUGCUCCAGAGAUAUCCGGAACUACGACCAAGCUUGCAGGACGAGAACCGAGAUGCUGGACUACCUCCACCUCCCACGACAGCAGUUCCGUGGGAUCCAGAAGAUUUUUUGGUAGAGCUUGAUCUGCACGAAAGGGAGGAAGAUGAUCCUGACUGGGAUGACAUGGUCAUGCUGGUAGGUGCGGAGAUUGUUCGAGCCGUACGUAGGGCAGUCUGGGAUGAGCUCAAAUAUACCUGCUCCGCUGGUCUCGCACGAAACAAGAUGCUCGCAAAGCUAGGCAGUGCUUGCAACAAGCCCGACAAGCAGACCGUGGUACGAAAUCGCGCCGUCCAACAUUUCCUGGGCGGCUACAAAUUCACCCAGAUCCGGAUGCUGGGCGGCAAGCUCGGUGAUCAGAUAACAUCUCUGUUUGGGACCGAGCAAGUGAGCGACCUGCUCAGUGUCCCACUUGAACAGCUACGCACUAAGCUCGAUGACCAUACCGCAUCAUGGCUGUACGGGAUUAUUCGCGGUGACGACCGAUCGGAGGUCAACCCUCGGACGCAGAUCAAAUCGAUGCUCUCCGCCAAGUCUUUCCGCCCCAGUAUCAACUCGGUGGGGCAGGCCGAGAAAUGGCUGCGCAUCUUUGCAGCUGAUAUUUAUGGUCGUCUUGUGGAAGAUGGCGUGCUUGAAAACAGACGUCGUCCAAGAGUGAUCACUCUGCACCACAGGACAGCACAGUCCCGCUCUCGUCAGAUUCCCAUUCCUGCGUCGAAUGCGGUUGAUGAGAAUCUGCUUUUUGAGCUAGCCAAGACGUUGAUGCGGCAAGUUAUAACGGAUGGACAGGCUUGGCCUUGUUCGAACCUGUCCCUGAGUGUUAGCAGCUUUGAGGAGGGGGUGAGCAAGAACAAGGCGAUAGAGGGGUUCUUGCUCCGGGGCGAUCAAGCGAAGUCUUUGAGCCAUGGGUCACGACCUCGAGAUCCUAAUGCUGCCGCCAGUGAGCAACUGCCACCGGAGAAGAAGAGAAAGACAGACGACAAUGGCAUCAAGCGGUUUUUCGCUCAGCCGCCUCACACCGAUAGCCCUGUUGUCGAUGAGGAGAGCGCUCAGCCUCAACCAGAUCCUGAUCCAAUUUCCGCAGCGCAACGAUCUCCACCCGAGGUGCAUGGCAGUGCAAUGCCAUACUACACCUGCGGCCGCUGCUCCAGGUCUAUUGCCGAGCUUGAAAGCGAAGAGCACGAUGAUUGGCAUUUUGCAAAGGACCUGGAACUUCAGGAACGACAAGAAGCGAGGGAUGUGCAACAUCAAUCUCGUCCAACAAACAGCUCCAGCAGCUCUCGAGGCACAGGUACUCGUGGAAGAGGAGGCCGGGGAGGCCGGGGCAAGCCCGAGAGAGGGCAGAUGCGACUGGCUUUCCAGUAA